CCUCAGUUGGGAUGUCUUUUCCGUUCUAUGAUACCGGGCUUUCCACCGGGAUUCGGCAACUGCUUUACCUCGGCGCCUAUAUUAUUGCAUCAAUAUGGCUGAAGCAUGUGACUGCUCGGUUGCGUCCCGGGUCGCAGCGCCUCGUUUCAUCAGUUCCGCUGCUCAUCAUGAACAUUGUGUUGCCAUUCAUUUGGAGCACUGACGAGCUGCUUCCGCGGACAAAUGCAAUUCUGGUCAACUCGUGGCUCAGCAGUUUCAAGGUGCGUCAGUACGCGACACGGCCAACCGCCCGCACGCAGUUGGUGCUACUCCCACCCCACCCCCCAACCCCCAACCCCCCGCCGAUACACCAUGCCCUUUCCAGCUGUGUUUCGGGGAUGGCCAGCAGCUGCACCGCCUACUUCUCUAGGCACACCUAAAUUCAAGUCAACACGCUGCGUGCAAUACUUGGUCCUCCACUCAUAUCACACACACGUGUGCCCGCAGGUCCUCGCCUUUUGCCUCGGCCGACUUCCCUUGCGGGUGAUUGCGUGCCCUGCGCUGGGGCGGCCUGAAGCCGCCUCGUGCAAUAUCCGCUGCCACGCCCAAUACUGGCAUAUCGGGCUGCACUAGUAGGCGGUCUGAGUUGGGCCCUUGCCCCUUGGCAAUAAAUGGCUUAGUCCUUGCAUUGGUCCUGACUCCUGAGCCUUUUCAGCCCGCCGCCGCUGCUCCUCAUUCCCGCCGUUCCCACCUCCCAGGAGUCAAUGACAGUGCCCCAGAUCACCGCCGUCAUCUACCUACCCAUUUUCCCUAAGCCACCAGCCACACACGCCAAGGCUGUAGCCGGUGAUAGGCAUGGCGGCGGCGGCCGGCUGUACGACAAUGCCGGAUCGGCGGCAUCGCUGGCGUGCCGCUGGGUGGCCAAGCUGGGCAGUGGGUCUGGGUCUGGGUCUGGUGGUCGCGGGCAUCACGGUGUGUGCAGACACCAUGCCACGUGUGCUGCUGCAUUACCUGUACGCUCUGGGUCUGUACUUCUUCGUGGGCUUUCUGAUGGACGGCCCGGGCGCUGUGGCGGUGGAGGCGCUGGGGCUGCAGCUGGUGCCCACGUUUGACGCGCCCUGGUUGUCUACCUCCCUGGCCGACUUCUGGGGCCGGCGCUGGAACAUCACUGCGAGCUCGGUGCUGCGGACGCUGGUGUACGACACCAUUGCAGAGGGGCGGCUCGUGGCGGCGGCCAAGCCCGAGCAGCAGCAGGAGCAGCAGGAGGAGCAGAAGCAGCCGGCGGCCGCAGUGGCGCCGUUGGCAACAGCGGCGCCCGCUGCACACGUGGACGCCACUGCGUACGCGCACAUGGGGCGCGCGGUAGGCAGCAGCCCGGGAGGCCAGCCGCAUGUGUCGCCGGCGGCGUCAGGGCCGGGAAGGGCUUCGGGCUUGAGGCAUGAGAGCGAUGCCGCCCCCGCGCAAGCGAGCGAGAGCGGCGCCGUGAGCAGCAGCCACAGCGCUGGCAGCAAGCACAGCGGCACCUUGGAUUUCGAUGCGAGCGAGCCCCUCCAUCAGGACCCUGGUGCUUACCCUGAUGACGGGACGGCGCACAAGCGUCCACUGAUGACAAGCCUUGUUGCGGCAUCGCAUGACGAGCCACGGCCGGCACACGCCGCCAACCAACCAACACAACCAACACCUCCCAAGCACGAACCCUGCUGCGCGCCGCCCGCUACCCCAACCACCGUGUCAAACCCCACGACGGUACUGUGGGCGCCGCGCUCGCUGCUCCGCCGUACACUGGCCGUGCACGCCUCGUGCCUGGCCAGCGGCUUGUUCCACGAGUAUGCCAUCUGGCACGUCAGUGGACUGGGUUGGCACUGGAAGUGGACAUUGUUUUUCUACAUGCAGGCGCCGCUCAUGACGCUGGAGGGCCUGGGCCGGCGCUGGCUGCGGCGGCGUGGCCUGCAUGUUCCUCGCCUCCUCGCCAACAUCCUCACCCUCGCCGCCCUUGAGGCGAUGGCGUACCCGCUGUUCUUCGGGUUUGUGGAGACUGACACGGACCUGGCACGGCGUGUGGUGGCGGCGGUGUCACGGGGCUAUCAGGAGGUGCUGCAGCCGCUGCGGCCGCUGCUAUCUGGGGCGGCGGCGGCUUUGGCAGGCGGUGGGGCGGGGAAAGUGGAGUUGUAGGGUUUCCCGGAGGUUGCAGGGGACCAUGUUGGGUCCAGCGCGGCUUGCGCGUUUUGGCGGGUUGGUGAGGUGGAGUUAUAGCCUCUUGACAACGGCGGAUAUGAGCGGAGACGAUGUUGUUCGGCGUUGCGCGCCAGGCGACGUUGCGCAUCCCUGGUGCGCACUGCAUGCAUGGCAUGCCGGCAUGCGGUAUGCACUGUGAUAGCCUGGCGUUUUGAGUCCAAGGCAGAGAGGCGGCUGUCAGUGAUGCUUGGGUGGUACAUUACCUGGUUGUACGGCGGUUUGGGGCAAUCUUGUGCCCGGUUGCGGAGUGGAGGCAUAAGUGGCGGCCGGGAACAGCGAUCGGAGAGCCUGUGCCCCGUGCCUGGUGUGAGUUUUGGCGGGUUCAUGGAGGCUGGUGCUCGCGACGACAGCUUAAUACUUAUUUGUUUCCCCAAAUACAAACUGCUGGCCCUGAGUUGUAAACAACAGAAGCA
Molecule: messenger RNA, 2627 nt
Organism: Chlamydomonas reinhardtii
Lineage: Eukaryota; Viridiplantae; Chlorophyta; Chlorophyceae; Chlamydomonadales; Chlamydomonadaceae
Exons: 8
Coding region: 835-2151 (438 amino acids)
Biological process (GO): lipid metabolic process
Source: RefSeq, a predicted model, not a curated record